AUGGUCAACUUUGGUCAGGGCCGGGGGAAGCCAGGACGCCCUCCCAUGCCUGUCGGUGGGCACUGGGGUGUGGCCUCUCAGGCCUGGAGAGAGCAGAGGGAGAUCCUAUGGCUCCAGGCCCCCCCUUGCCCUCGGGGUACCUGUGAGAGGAGCCCGAGAGGGAGCAAUAACUUUGUUCAGGGCUUCCCCAGUGGCUCAGAUGAUAAAGAAUCUGCCUGCUGUGCGGGAGACCCAGGUUCGAUCCCUGGGUCGGGAAGAUCCCCUGGAGAAGGGAAUGACUACCCACUCCAGUAUUCUUGCCUGGAGAAUCCCCAUGAGCAGAGGAGCCUGGUGGGCUACAGUCCAUGGGAUCACAAAGAGUCCAACAGGACUGAGCGACUUUCACUUUCACUCCCCUCCUCACCACGCCCCCCCCACCCCCACCCCCAGCGCCUGGGGGAAGGGAAGGGUAUUGGCUUCGGACUUAUCCCGAGUGCUGACAUCUCACACCAGUGUCCGGACAUCCAUCCCCUUUUGUUCAGGGUCUUUUCCUCCCCUUCCACUGCCCACAGCCCCCAGUGUGCCUGCCUUCCGCUUACAGAGCCCGUGUUCUGGUACGUGCGUACAUGUAUGUGUGUGUGUGCAUGCGUGUGUGUGCACAUGCAUGGUUUGGUGGGCAGGUGCACAUGUGGUGGGAAAGAUGAUGUGAGGCCAGCUGGAGGCUGCAGGGGAAGCCUGCAGAGGGCGGGGUCUGUGGGGGAGUCUGCCUGA
This is a messenger RNA of Rangifer tarandus platyrhynchus (Svalbard reindeer), 750 nucleotides long. NCBI's taxonomy places the organism in Eukaryota, Metazoa, Chordata, Mammalia, Artiodactyla, Cervidae. The record is from the annotation of a GenBank genome assembly.